AUGAGCGAAAGUAAGACGGAACCACCGCCUACACUCUUCAUCUGUGACCUGUGUGGUUUAAACAGCCCAUUCUCCUAUUAUGGCCAGAAACCACCCAACACCAGAGCUAUCGUGCUACUUGAGGAGUGUUUCGUGGCCAAAGAUCCCUUCAGUCCGGAUAAGGAGAAGUUUCUCAUAUUGGGCUCUUGCUGUAGCCUCUGCGACAAGUGUGUGUGCGUGGGAGCGGACUGCAGCCUUUUCUACACCAAGAGGUUCUGCAUGCAAUGUGUGAACCAGCACCUGGACCAGUUCCCCCAUCAGAUCCGUGCCGAGCUGGCCAAGAGGAGGCAGAGCUCCAGCACCACAGUGUCAUGA
Molecule: messenger RNA, 354 nt
Organism: Knipowitschia caucasica
Lineage: Eukaryota; Metazoa; Chordata; Actinopteri; Gobiiformes; Gobiidae
Source: the annotation of a GenBank genome assembly